AUGACAUGCCGCAACUGGGAGUGCGGUGUUUUGGUCCCUGCUUCUACCGGAAACGAUCAUGGCCAUUCUGUGUCGACUACGAUGGGAGAAGACGAGAAAAUGUUUGACAUCUUCCGCAAUGUUCUGCCGGUACCCAUUGUGGCACCAGGCAUGAAGUACAAUGUCAAUUCACUGACGGGCACGAUAAAGCGACCGUGGUUUUUUAUGGAGAGGUGA
This is a messenger RNA of Sporothrix schenckii 1099-18, 216 nucleotides long. RefSeq lists its product as uncharacterized. The record is from RefSeq and is a predicted model, not a curated record. The coding region runs from base 1 to 216 and encodes 71 amino acids. Lineage: Eukaryota; Fungi; Ascomycota; Sordariomycetes; Ophiostomatales; Ophiostomataceae. The transcript has a single exon.